AUGUCGAAGGGUUGCUACACCUGUCGUCGUCGCCGCAUCAUUUGCGACAACGGCUUGCCCACAUGCCGCAAGUGCCGCGAUGCGGGGAAGGAAUGUCUGGGGUAUCAGAAGCCUCUCGUUUGGGUCAAGGGAGGUGUGGCCAGUCGCGGAAAGAUGAUGGGUCGCAGCUUUAAUGAGGUUAUGCGUCCUUCAGAUCUCAGGCGCGGUGACUCGAGCCCCUCUUCCAGCAGCAAUGCGUCGCCGCCGUCAGCAGCCGAUUCGCCCACCCAGUCUAUAGAUAUCAGCUUAUGCGUACCCCCCAACGUGUCGGGCAUCCAGGGUAUCCUAGAACCAACCCAGUCGGAGGAUAACGAUAACCAGGAUACUCAAGUGGUCUUGCAAAGAGCUACACCGGUCUCCGCGCCUUGGGGCAUGGUGGACCCGCUGUUCAAGGACCUGAGUCAGCUGUCGCGGUUCUACAUUGUGCAUUUCAACCAGAACCUUGCCAACUAUCUCACCCUCUACUCCGAGACCGGCAACCCGUACCGUGACCUCAUUCCCCUGGUCGGGGACUCUCCUCUCCUCGCCCACGUCCUUGCUGCCACCGAAAAGUCCGUGAUCACCUCCAUGUCUCGGCGUCCGUCGUCCAAGGUGUAUGAACAUUUUCUCGGACUUAAGCAGCGCGCCCUAGGGCAGUUAUCGAGCGACAUUCAGGAUCCCGUCUUGCGCAAUGAUAACAGAACUCUCGCUGCGAUCACCGUGCUCGCUUUGAUGGAUGCUAUUGAAUCGGGGGAUGGUGCCUGGAAGUUCCACCUCGAAGGGGCCAAGAAGCUGCUUAAAGGCCGCCAAGAACAGGGGGCCUCCAGUCCGCCUCAAUGCCUUGUCAAGUGGCUGGAAGAUUUCGCUGUCGAUGGCAUUCUCCUCAUCCAACUCAUGGGCUCCACCCUCGCUCGCCCAGGGUCCCUAUCCAAACCCUUCUACACCUCCAGCAUGGGCCCCGCCAUGCUCAAGCGUCUCGAAGAAACCUCCUACGUCGGCUGUCCAGCCUAUCUCCUCGAAGUCAUCCUGCUCAUCCACGCCGGUCUCUACUUCGACCCGGACGUCGACCCCAACUCGCAACCCUCCAUGAUCUUCACCUCUGCCUUCCUCUCCCAAGACUCCAACCCGCUCCAAUCCCCCGGCGCUCUCCUCCAACACAUCCAAGCCUUCGACCCCUAUGCCUGGGCCGAGUCCAUGCAAAGCUGCUACUACCUCGCAGACCUGUCCAUGCGAACCGCCCUGGCAACCGUCUUCAAAGGCGCCGUCUACCUCUACGCCAGCCGUGUUCUCUCCCGACCGCGUCCCGGCGCCGCAACCAUCCCCAACCACUUCGGUCUCCCCUCCGACCACGCCGAAGUGGCAGACCUGAUCAUUCGCAAAAUCGCUCUCAUCCCUAUCGAAGAUCCCCACUUCAAAUGCCUCAUCUGGCCCACCUUCAUUGCUGGCGCGGAAUGCCGAGACCCCGUCCAGCGACCCUUUGUACUCAACAAGUUGCGCGCGUUGUACUUCAACAUCACCAGCGUAAAUGUCCGCAAUGCGGCUUGGGUUUUGAGCUUGAUGUGGCAGAAACAGGAUCAGAAGAAGGCUGAGAAGCAACAGCAGCAGCAACGGCCUACCACUGAUAUUCAUUCCCAUGACGAUAAUAAUGAUGAUGACGAUGACUUUGAUUGGAUUCAGGAAUUGGAUAAUUCCAGAAUUGACUGGUUGUUUAUAUAA
Molecule: messenger RNA, 1734 nt
Organism: Aspergillus niger
Lineage: Eukaryota; Fungi; Ascomycota; Eurotiomycetes; Eurotiales; Aspergillaceae
Exons: 4
Coding region: 1-1734 (577 amino acids)
Biological process (GO): regulation of DNA-templated transcription
Molecular function (GO): zinc ion binding; DNA-binding transcription factor activity, RNA polymerase II-specific
Source: RefSeq, a predicted model, not a curated record